Molecule: messenger RNA, 1596 nt
Organism: Pseudophryne corroboree (corroboree frog)
Lineage: Eukaryota; Metazoa; Chordata; Amphibia; Anura; Myobatrachidae
Gene: FOXD1
Product: forkhead box D1
Exons: 1
Coding region: 200-1216 (338 amino acids)
Biological process (GO): cell differentiation; regulation of transcription by RNA polymerase II; anatomical structure morphogenesis
Molecular function (GO): DNA-binding transcription factor activity, RNA polymerase II-specific; RNA polymerase II cis-regulatory region sequence-specific DNA binding
Source: RefSeq, a predicted model, not a curated record
AUCUGCUCCCAGAGCUUCUCCGGGACUCCUGCUCCAGGUCCUGAGAGCAGCCCCAGUAGCUGAUGCCAGGCUGCAGGUGCGGGGGAAGCGGUGCCCGCUGCUGUGUGUGCAGCCUAGAGGAGGGCUCCCAGCACUCAGGGGAGCCGGAGGGGAGAGGUCUCCUCCUCGCCCCGCAGCCUUAUGCUCUGCCCUGCCAGCCAUGACUCUGAGCUCUGACAUGUCCGAUGCCUCUGCCCUGGCGGAUGAGACCGACAUAGAUGUGGUGGGAGAGGGGGAGGACGAGGAGCCCCGGGGGUGCCACCACUAUGCCGGGGAGGAGGAGGAGGGGGUGGCAGAGGACAGCUCGAUGCCCGGCUCCCCGCAGUGCUCGCCCACCAAAGACCCCUACAAGCCGGCCAGCAAGAGCGCCCUGGUGAAGCCUCCAUACUCGUACAUCGCCUUAAUCACCAUGGCCAUCCUGCAGAGCCCCAAGAAGCGCCUGACCCUCAGCGAGAUCUGCGAGUUCAUCAGCCAGCGCUUCCCCUACUACCGGGAGAAGUUCCCGGCCUGGCAGAACUCCAUCCGCCACAACCUCUCCCUCAAUGACUGCUUCGUCAAGAUCCCCCGGGAGCCCGGGAACCCGGGCAAGGGCAACUACUGGACCCUGGACCCGGAGUCCGCCGACAUGUUCGACAACGGCAGCUUUCUGCGCAGGAGGAAGCGCUUCAAGAGGCAGCAGAGCCCGGAGCUGCUGCUCAGGGACCCCGGGCACUUUAUCCCAGCAGCAGCCUAUGGCUACGGACCGUACAACUGCGGCUAUGGCAUCCAGCUGCAACCCUUCCACCCGCACUCUGCCCUGAUUGCCUUCCAGUCCCAGCACAGGCAGCCAACCGGUGCCCCUGCAAUGCCAGCCCCAUCCCUCAUGCCACCUGCCAGCGAUCUACCCAGGACCUGCACCUUCUAUCCUCACCAGCUCAGCCCGGCACUGCCAGCCCCCAUGCAUGCUGCCAAGCCCAGCUCAGCCCUCCACCCUUCUACCUUUUCCAUAGAGAGUAUUAUUGGUGGGGACAUGGGCCCCGGGCAGUGCCAUGCUUCCAAAGCCUCUGGGGUGCCAGUCAUCUCCAGGGCCCUGGUGACUUUUUCCGGUUCCCCUGCUGCAGCCUUAGGUGGGGCCCUGCAGCCUGGAUCAGUGCUUGCCAAUGGAGAACCUUUUACCGCUAGGAUUGCUAAUUCAUAAAUCAGGCAUGUACUGAGAAGGUAGGAUGCUGUCUGGGGCUUAUGCAUUGUCUUUGCCUUUAUAUGCAAUGGGUUUACCAAGAGAGGCUGCAGCCAGCCACCCUUCCAGCCUAAUGUACUGUAUUGUUAUUUAUACCACCUCUUGGUGACCUAGCACAUGCGAACAGCCAUCACAGUAGCAUGGUACUCUAUACAUCUACUCAUAAACACCCGUUUGUGAGGCUCUCAGGUCUGGCGGGUCAUAGAAGUCCCCUAGGAAAAAGCAAUACCUUGUAGUGCACCAUUAAUAAGUGCUGAAUGAUUUACAUGUUUACACAGAGACAUCUGACAAUUUUUCCAUUAUUUUUUAUUUUAACCUGUGUUUUGUAUUAUAAAAGACUG